Daktulosphaira vitifoliae (grape phylloxera) is the source of this 2393-nucleotide messenger RNA. RefSeq lists its product as uncharacterized. The record is from RefSeq and is a predicted model, not a curated record. The transcript is spliced from 3 exons. NCBI's taxonomy places the organism in Eukaryota, Metazoa, Arthropoda, Insecta, Hemiptera, Phylloxeridae. The coding region runs from base 104 to 1108 and encodes 334 amino acids.
UCUACCUUAACACCGGACACUACUUGUAAAACCAUGUACUUUAAUUUUCCGUGGAACUCGAAGAGAGUAACAAGUCAGCUACAAGUGAGUGGUGAAAUAUAUCAUGACAUCCAGCGACAGUGGAAGUGGCCACGGGUCGGGAGGUUUAUCAUACCAUCGUAACAGUCAACAACAGCAUAAAAAUCAUAUCGGGGGCUGCAGUGUACCAGUUAUCGUGUCAACAAGGUGCAAUAUACCCAAGUCACCGUCUCGUGACAAAGAUUUGAUUGUGACUGGUUUAAAAUAUGCUUCUGGAUCAUCAUUAACUUCUUUAGCACGAGUCCCUAGUCCUAACCCGGAUAUGAAAAUGUUUACUAAAAGAUUAUCAAAGGACAUAACUGAUACAACAUGGUUUGAAGAUGAAUCGGACCUAAUUAAAUGCUGUGGUGCUCUACAAUCAGCAUUAGGUUUACCUAAAAGUUUUAGCAGUAGUGAUAUAACUGGUAUCGAAAAACUUAAUAUUGAUUACUGGACUGGCAUAGAGGACAUGGACGACGGUAAUUUACCAAGAAGUACAUCUGAACUUGUUAUAAAUAAGAGUCGUAUCGGAUCAGACGUGUUUAUGUUGAGUGCUGUAACAACAGGCGGUCGUGUUUUGGAUAAUACAUCUCGUUCGUUGUCCACUUACGUUGCUGUUGGUGACAUGAUACCGAUGUCUCAAUUACCGUCACCUAAUAGACAUUCUGGUUCACUACAAAAAAACUAUCCAUCACUAUCCACGUUUAGUACAACAGACCUCGUUAUGUCGGUUAAUAAAAAGGUUCGACAAAACUACAUUCAGCGUCGACUUGUGAUUACUUACAAAGCAUUAGAGCGUCUGUCACAUAGUGAAUUUAACUUGGACAGCUUGACUUUGAAAAUUCCACCGCCGGACGUUUGCGAGUCACAGCCAAGUAAAUAUUUAAGUGUGCCACAGUCGGGUGGUAAAAAGCUGAAUCGAGGAGAUAUUUUGACGUGUGCGGACUCUAUAAAACGUUACCAACCAAAACCAUUUUCGCAGUUCGAUCGUAAUAUGUUUAUAUUCAACUGGUUACAUGAUGUAAAACUUGAAGCUAAGGUAGAAGACUGAUAAAAAGAAAUGAUUAACAAAAUAAAACUUUUUUCAUAAAGAAUUAUUUUUAAUGCUUCUUUUUUUAUAUAUUAUGACGUUGAAAUUGUCAAAGCUAUUAAUAUUGUUGCAUAAAGACAAAAAUAAUUAUUGUAUUCCAAUUAACCGUUUACGUUUUUGUUUCAUUUAUAUUUAUUGAAUAUUUUCUUAAUAUUAGCUUCGAUGCAAAGCUUAGAAAGUAUUAAUUUUAUAUGAUGUGUUUUUUUUAUGUCUAUUGCCACUUAUUUAUUUUCUAAGGUCUCGUCACACCAUUUUCUUUAAAUGAUACGUCAAAAAAUCACAUUUCGUAUCUAGUUGUAGACAUUGUCCUUAAAAAUUGAAAACAUUUCCCUCGUUCCCUGUAAAUGGGGAAAAUCCUCCAAAAAAUUACGAUUUUUAAAAUCGCUAAAUUUCGACCUUUUUUAAACUAUUUUUCUUGAAACUGCUAUAACUUUUUGAAUAAUGAACGAAUUAAAAUAAGUUUUAUUUAUAUUGAAACAUCAGGAAUUAUACCUUUCAAUCAAUAUAAAUUUUUUGUAAACCUUCCCGCAGAGAGGGAUUCCAAAUAGCAAUUUUUUCAACUUAAAUUUUGAAAAUGUUUCAGUAAUACUGCAUCCUUUAAACAUAUAUUAAAUUAAAGCUUAUUAUAUGUAUUAUAAAUUAAAAAACAAAAAUUUAUCCUGACUUAUGUGUGUUUGUGCAGCCACUACCGUGAGUUGGCUCUACAGUUUUUUAGGGACCUCAUUGAUGUUUCGCCAACUCUUUCUUGCCAUCUUCCAUAUCAAUAAUUUAUUGUUAUAGGAUAGUUUGAUAAGUGAUUAUUAGUGGAGUUAUUUUGAUAACAGAUUAUAGCAACAUCUUUAUCACAUAAAUUGAUAUUUAAUAAAUUUACCUCUCUUCUCAUAUUGAUAAGUAGAUUUUAAUAUUUGAAUAGUAUGAAUUAACAGUGUAGGAAAUAUGAUUACGGGUAGUAAUUUAUUGAUUUUGCGCAUUAUUAUUUGAAAUGUAUUUCUUCAUUUACUGCUGUGGUGUUAAUAUAAACUUUAAAAAGCAGUACUACUUCCUUUCUGUAUGUAGUAAUAUUUAAACUUGGAAAUAUGUUAUAUUUAUCGUUAAAAAUCCCCUACUUCCACGUAAUAAUACUGAAUUAGUACAAAUUAGUAAAUUAGUAUUUGUUAAUAAGGAAAACAUUAAAUAAUUAUGGUUCUGCUUUUAUUGCGGCUUUUCAAUGUAUACAAUGAAGUAGAAUUCUAGUGGUAUAUUAUAA